Chilo suppressalis (striped riceborer) is the source of this 1865-nucleotide messenger RNA. Lineage: Eukaryota; Metazoa; Arthropoda; Insecta; Lepidoptera; Crambidae. The record is from the annotation of a GenBank genome assembly.
AUUAAACCUUAAUAUAACUUUGAGAGAAAACGAGUGCGAGUCGGUAGUCGUUUGGGACCGGGACCACUGGUCCUGAUGGGGACAUGGAAUUAAUAAAUUAUUUUGAGGCGGCAUUCGGGACCGAAGCUAGUGGUCCCGAAUGACACCUAUGUUUAAUGAUUAUUUUGAGUGGUAAGUUGGGACCAAAAAUAAAGAAAGAAGUGUUUGAUGAAAAGUACAGUUAACGACAAAAGCUCAUUAAUAUAUUAGUAUUCGGGGUGAUGACAAAUAUAAAUCAAACAUCAUGAAAAACCCGUCCAAACUUUAUUUGAACAAACCAUCGAAAGGAUAAAAAAUACCGGCUUGGAUUUAGUAUAUCAAAUUAUAAAAAAAGUUUAUAUUAGAGGAGAAAUAAGAUUUAGUGAGUGAAAAAAAUUGAAGCCAAAAAAACUAUUGACAUCGAAAUACCCAAAAAGUAUGAAAAUGUAGUAUUAGGUAUUUAUUUUGUAUUGUAUUAACUGAAUCUAAUCUCAUGUUUAUUGUUGGUACUUUCAAGUCGUGCCAGAAAAACUUAUACAUCCAUUGCAGAUAUUGGCAGCAACAAUUCUUUCGUUAUCGUAGUCCAGAUAUUGUAUGUGCUUUUACCUGAUAAAACCCGUGAAACAUACGCCAUUCUUUUUUCUUUCAUAAGAAGUUGUGUACCUCAGUGGAACUCUUUAAAAAUAAGCAUGGAUUUUGAAGUGCCUGCUGUAUUGGCAAUCCGGAGCAUUUUGCCGGAUGCGAAGAUCCUUGGAUGUUUUUUCCAUUUAGCUAGAUGUUUAUGGAGAAAAGCAAAACAGUUGGGCGCCACAAAAUCAAAACAUGGCAAAAUAUACGUGAAGUUAUGUUCAGUACUGUCCCACCUCCCGUUACAUUUGAUCAGUGAAGAGUGGCUUUACAAAAUGGAAGACUGUCCGAAAGGCAAAGGCAUUAUAGCUUUUGAUGAUUAUUUUGUCAGCACCUGGUUAGAAAAUGACAUUUAUUUUCCAAUAUGGUGCACCUAUAAUAAAGACCAUAAAACAAACAAUAUCGUAGUAUGGCACAACCACGUAAAAAGAUAUAUGAAAUCAAAAAUUAAUUUUUUGAAUGGUAUUAUGAAGGACGGUAGCUUUUACUGCAAUAAACUCAAAAAGACGAAUAAUAUUUCAAGAAGAUCUGCAGAGACUGUAGCAACCAAAGAAAAGAUCAAUCUGACAUUGCAGGAAUUAAUAAAUGGCCAAAUAACUGUCGGUCAUUGUUUGGAGAAGUUAAGAUUGUAAAUACAGUAAUGUCCAUCAAUUUCUCAUGAGACUGAUACUAAAUAAUUACUUAUUAUUAGCAACAAUAUUUAUAAAAAAAAAUGGUAUCAAUAUAAAUGUUGUAAUUUUUUUUGAAUUAUAUAAUGAUUCUGAAUACUUUAACAAAAUAAUUAAGGUGGGGGUUGAAUAUUAUGUUGAUUAUUAUUUUAGUUGAUUUUUAUGUGCAAUAAAAGAUUUAAUAAUAGUAAAAAAAACGGUUGUGAUAUUGAUUUAAAAAAGAGUUUUAACCAUCAAAACAAAAAAUUGUAAGUAAUUUUUAUUUGCAACUAAAACGUAAUAGGGUGACAUUAUUAUAAUUUGUUGUAAUGAGAGCUACUUUUUUAUUUAAAUGUUGUUAAUCUUCAUAUAAAAUGUAUAAGUACAAAUUUUUAUUAGCAUAUGAUUUUGAGUGCAAUCAUGUAGAUUUAGGAGUAAAAUUACAAAUAAACACAAAUAUUUAGCUAGUUAGGUUUACUUUCAAUUAAUUGCUGUGAUUUUUUCAAAUAAAAGAAAUAUUUUAUAUUAUAAAUGCCGUUUUUUAUUUGACUGUACUUCCUUGACAUAAAAAAU